Messenger RNA from Periconia digitata, 735 nucleotides. The record is from the annotation of a GenBank genome assembly. NCBI's taxonomy places the organism in Eukaryota, Fungi, Ascomycota, Dothideomycetes, Pleosporales, Periconiaceae.
UACCCAACCAUGGCGGCAGUAUCUCUUCCCAACACAUCACUCUCCGCAAAUGAUACAAGAAUCCUAAACGCGCUCUUCGACCCAGAAACUCUCCCAUCAUCCAUCUCCCGCUCAAGAGACCUCUCAAUCAUCGACACCUCUCUCCCUCCGCACCCCACAAUCCCAUCUUCGCAGAUCUCCACGUUGGAAACCGAGCAAAACGAGCUCGUUCGAAGUAUCACUUCCGAAUCAACACCUGCAGCGAUACAAAAUGCGAUAACCCAAGAAGAUGAGGUGAUUCAAGAACAUCCAACAUACGCAAGCGCGUUCUUGAAUCGCGCUAUGCUUCGUCGCAUGGGGAUGGAAGCCGCGCUGCCAGAAGGGAUGUCUAUUUUCGAGCAACCGGAGUCUGAUCUCGAUCUACUGUUUGCGGAUCUAUCGCGCGCUAUCGCGUUGUGCGUUCCUUCUGUGUCUUCAACAACUGCUGUAUCGGCUUACCAAGCGCGUAUUCUGCGGACGGCAUUCUCGCACCGGGCGUAUUUGUACCUGAAGGCUGCGGAGAUAGAGGUCGAGGUGAAAGGCAAAGGGAAGGGCGAUUUGGAAGAGUUGGCGAGUGGUGAUUUUGCUGCUGCUGCGCGGUAUGGUGAUGAGGUGGCGAGAGAGAUGAGUGUGAGGACGAAUCCGUACGCAAAGAUGUGUGGGGCUAUUGUGCGCAAUGCGUUGGCGGAAGAAAGGAAGGAAGCCAUGUCACAAUAA